Messenger RNA from Tympanuchus pallidicinctus (lesser prairie-chicken), 2670 nucleotides. Its product is annotated as carbonic anhydrase 2. The record is from RefSeq and is a predicted model, not a curated record. Gene Ontology annotation, molecular function: carbonate dehydratase activity; zinc ion binding. Gene Ontology annotation, cellular component: cytoplasm. The transcript has 6 exons. NCBI's taxonomy places the organism in Eukaryota, Metazoa, Chordata, Aves, Galliformes, Phasianidae. The coding region runs from base 1409 to 1960 and encodes 183 amino acids.
AGAGCAUUUUUUCAUUCAGCUUUGUCUCAUAAUUAUGAGCUUUAAGAGUGGUGUUUUCUUAUCACACUGAUCUGUAUAACAGGAAGAAAUUCAUUCUGUCUCAGGAAGCAACCUUAUAGUUCAGCCAUUUUGAUUACUUCUUUGACAAGUUUAUUGCUGCAGUGAGAUUUAUUAGUCUCAUGCCCUGUUACAUCCUUAUGCAGGGAACUAUGAUAUUCCUGCCUAAUUUAGCUAACUUAGUGGCUGCUGCCACUUCCUGAAGAAAAAUAUGAAGUAGUUCACAAAACUUCCUGUAAAGCUGUCCUAUUCUGCAUGGGAAAAGUAACUGCCCAGUGAUUGCCUCUGGAAACAGCAGUGAGGCUGUGUGGUGGCCUGAAUGAGCAGCUGUCCUGGGUUUCUGUGCAUUUCCAAAUAUCCCAUGAGCACGCAACGGAGACAAAGAUAGUUCACCUUCUUUAUCCCAGAAAUCCCAUAGACAUUAAUAGUAGAACCGUUUGUGUGGUUAUUUAGCUUUCCAAAUUAGCUCUGCUAGUACUUAUUUUCACCUAAUUUAGAAAAUGUUCUGAGGUCAUGUAACAACAGUGCAGUAUAAGUGCUGGAUAUUAGUAGUGUAACUUGUUCAGUAAGUGGUAGAAGGUUGAGAACAGUCACAGUUUCUUAAUCUAAGCAAAAUGGCUCCAAAUCUGUCUCACUGCAAUAUUUCAAAUGACUGUCAAAUAGAAGAAAAUCUGCAUUUCCAAGUUGCUUCCUCUUGGAUUUCUACAUGUCUGUGGAGGCCAGUUUAUUGAUGUAGAUUGAGAGUGAAAAAUCUAUGAGAAAGUCAUGUGUUUUCCAAGCUGCCCAGUACUAUCUUCACUCUCAUCUGAAGCUAUGCUAUAUAACGAAAAGGGACAGAGCUACGUCUGUAUUUCCUGGGUUAGAGUAAUACUGAACUCAAAAGUAAGAGAGCUAAUGCUGAGGUGAUCAAAUAUGGAUCAGAGUAUUCCCAUCCCUCAAAAAAAAGAAAAGAGCUGGGCUUCUGUUUUAAAUGGGGCCUGAACUGAUGUUUGUGUCGCAUGGACAGGGUGGGGAAGUUCCUAGUGGAAAUGUUGCUCUGAUGCUCCAGGAGUUUUUGCUUUACAAAAGCCAUACUCAUGGUUGAAAACAAACAAACAAAAAAACUUUUAUACUGAAGAAAAGAAGUUCCAGUAUCUUCACGUUUAUGUUUUAAAUUUUACUUCUUUGGAAAGUCUGGAAAAUAUUAAGGAAAAAUAACUGCUUAAUGGAAGCUAGAACAAGAAGGCCUGAUGUGUAACUAAGACUGUUGAAUUUGUAUUCAUUCACACUAAUCUAAUUAUUACUUUCUUUGAAUGCUCUGCUGUGAGACAAAAUAAGCUAGUGCUGGAUUUGAGAACCACAGAGUGAGAAAAUGCUGCAAGGAGGAGCACUGGAUGGAAUCUACAGGUUGGUGCAGUUUCACAUUCACUGGGGCUCCUGUGAGGGCCAGGGCUCUGAGCACACUGUGGAUGGCGUGAAGUAUGAUGCUGAGCUUCAUAUUGUUCACUGGAAUGUAAAAUAUGGCAAAUUUGCUGAAGCUGUGAAGCAUCCUGAUGGUUUGGCUGUGGUAGGCAUCUUCAUGAAGGUAGGGAAUGCCAAACCUGAAAUACAGAAAGUUGUUGAUGCUCUGAACUCCAUUCAAACCAAGGGGAAACAAGCUUCUUUCACAAACUUUGACCCUACUGGACUGCUGCCUGCAUGCAGAGACUAUUGGACAUACCCUGGCUCCCUGACCACUCCACCACUGAAUGAAUGUGUGAUCUGGCAUGUUCUGAAAGAACCCAUCACUGUCAGCUCUGAGCAGAUGUGCAAACUCCGUGGCCUUUGCUUCAGUGCUGAGAAUGAGCCGGUGUGCCGCAUGGUGGACAACUGGCGCCCAUGCCAGCCUCUGAAGAGCAGGGAAGUCAGAGCUUCCUUCCAGUAACCUCAGCGAUGUGUGUGAUAGAAACUGCUGUUUAUGUGAGGAACCCUUUUUGCUAAGCACAAAUCAAACCUUUGCCAUGUGUGUCCUGGCAACAUCUUGUCUCCCAUAUUCGCUCUCUCUUUCAUUCUAUAUCUAAAAUGCCAGCUAAUGAAAUGUGAAAGGCUCUUGGCCAAACAGGAAGGGGUUCUUAAUGUGUGGAGCUGAGGGGGGGGCUGUGUGCAUUUUGAUGACUUGCUGUGUCUGACAUUUUGUUGUGACAGACAAUAUAUUGGCUGUUUGGGAGAGCAUAUGGUGAUAGCAAAAUAAGCCAUUCUAAGAAACCUCAUCCACUGGUGUGAUAGUACAUAUAACUAAUGAUAACUUGAAGCUUUGUCAAAAGCACAGGAAUACAAAAUAUAGGUAUAGUAUAGGAAAAAAAAAGUAUAUUGAGAAGGAAAAGUAAAAUUGAAUACUGAGAAUUAGUCUUAGCUGUUAAGAAACUGACAUGUAAAUAUUUUGAAGACCAUUUUACAUUUUUACCCAUACUGUCAACAACCUUCAUGGUAGUGUGUUGGAUUUUUUUAAUUAAAAAUGUUCUAAAUUAAGUAUUAUCUUUUAAAAUUGUUACCACAGAGUACAAAGUAUCUUUUCACUGAAAUAAUAUAUGCUCUAAUUUAAGGGGGAAAUAAAAUUGUAUUUUAGAUAACUUCUCUAAUAAAUCUAUACUUAUA